Messenger RNA from Peronospora matthiolae, 729 nucleotides. The record is from the annotation of a GenBank genome assembly. Lineage: Eukaryota; Oomycota; Peronosporomycetes; Peronosporales; Peronosporaceae.
AUGAAGCUUAACAUUGCCAACCCUCUCACGGGUGCUCAAAAGGUGCUCGAAGUCGACGACGAGCACAAGCUCCGCGCGUUCUACGACAAGCGUAUCUCGCAGGAGAUUGAUGGCGCCGUGCUGGGCGAGGAGUUCAAGGGCUUUAUCUUCCGUGUCUCGGGUGGUAACGACAAGCAGGGGUUUCCCAUGAAGCAGGGUGUGCUGUCUAAUGGCCGUGCCCGUCUGCUGCUUUCCAAGGGCAAGUCGUGCUACCGUCCCCGUCGCAAGGGUGAGCGCAAGCGCAAGUCAGUGCGUGGCUGCAUUGUUGGCCCCGACCUUUCGGUGCUGAACCUGGUGGUCAUCAAGGCCGGUGAGGCGGACGUGCCAGGUCUGACUGACGUGCAGAUCCCGCGUCGUCUCGGUCCUAAGCGUGCGUCGAACAUUCGCAAGCUGUUCAACUUGACCAAGGAAGACGACGUGCGCAAGUACGUGAUCCGUCGCAAAUUCGAGUCCAAGACGGGCAAGAAGAACGACAAGGCACCCAAGAUCCAGCGUCUUGUGACUCCGCGUACGCUCCACCAUAAGCGCCAGAUUGCGCUCAAGAAGGUGCAGCAGCGCGAGAAGGUGCAGCGUGAGGCCGCGGAGUACAACCGUCUCCACGCUCAGCGCGUGAAGGAGCAGAAGGACCGUCGUGCCAGCGAGGUCGCGAAGCGUCGCAGCAGCCGCAAGGUCUCGUCGAUCAACGCGUAA